AUGGCUGCAACAGUGGAGUAUCAUGAGAAACCUACAGGGACGCAGUCGGAUCUGGUGAAGACAUCCCUCGGAAAUGUGAAUCCUGUUCUGCUUCGCGUGCUAGUUUACCUAACUUUGAGAGUAUGCAACCUUCGACAGCCUAAAACCAGAAGCCAAGAUGGAACCUGUACAGAAAUUUGUCAGUUACAUCGAGGAAAACUGGAUUUGCAGCACAGUUUGGCCGCCCAACUGCUGGAGCGUAUUUAUGCAAUCAAUAA
Messenger RNA from Pocillopora meandrina, 257 nucleotides. Lineage: Eukaryota; Metazoa; Cnidaria; Anthozoa; Scleractinia; Pocilloporidae. The record is from the annotation of a GenBank genome assembly.